GUGACCACAAAAACACCAGCAGAACGUAAACACAAUCGUCAUCUCGCGCGUUGCAUGUAAAACGCUGUGCAGCAAGCAGCCAGUGAUGAGUAGUCUAGCGGGAAAUGUGAAAAUCGGGGAUUCAUCAACAGCGAACAGAAUUGAAGACCACCCCGAAGUAAGAUCUCAUUCAUGUUGACAUGGAAACGGAAACCAUGGAUGAAAAAGAAGCAGAAGGUUUCAUUUUGCAGAAAUGGCAGAAAUGCUUUUUCGACCUGCAGCGACCAGACGCUGGUCCUGGUGUGAGAGCAGACAGUAUUACUGGUAUUCUGCAGCAAAUUUAUCAGGCCAGGACAAUAGACAGUAUUGAUGAAGAUGUUCAUGGUGACCUUGCAAGGCAGUACAUCAAGUCAUACUCCGCUAUUGUUGACAGUGUCAAUCCAGAGACAGGGCUUAAUAACUACGCUGAUGGUGCUCUGACGCUGUGUGCAAAUCAUCCAAAUGAAAGUGCAGAAUGGACGACAUCCUUCACAUCUGAAAGCCUAAAAGCUCUGCCUUGUGUGCAGAGCCUAUUGCAAACCUCCAAGAGAAAUGCGGAAAGUAGAAGACCUGUAAGAUCCAAUGAGAAGAUCACCCUCAAUGAGAAGAUCACCCUCAAUGAGAAGAUCACCCUCAAUGAGAAGAUCACCCUCAAUGAGAAGAUCACCCUCAAUGAGAAGAUCACCCUCAAUGAGAAGAUCACCCUCAAUGAGAAGAUCACCCUCAAUGAGAAGAUCACCCUCAAUGAGAAGAUCACCCUCAAUGAGAAGAUCACCCUCAAUGAGAAGAUCACCCUCAAUCAAACAACUCUGCAAACAAAAAGGCCUGUUGAUCAACAAACGUCAACAAGUGCUCCUAAUCAACCAGGCAGUUCUAACCUCAGAGGAUCCACAAGUUCAACCAACUCUUCCCUAUCAUUCAAUCCACCAUCAAAUCCACUCUCCUCGUCGUCAUAUCCACCAGGCAGACCUUCAGGUUCAUCAACCAAUGCCACAAAUCAUCCACCAGGUCAAAGUUCAAGAAACUCGGGUCAGAGUUCAAGAUCUUCAGAUCCGGCCGCAGCCUUCCAGGAAACUACAAACAGAGGGACGUUUCCCCAACCUCCUGCAACAAAUUUGCAGACUCCAUGGCAAGGGGGUCACCAUCGGGUUCUGAACGCAGCUGCACCUCCUCCCAACAAACAGGCCCCUGUAGGGUCCUACUCUGCCCCCCAUCAACCUGUACCUGCCUUUGCCUCACGAGCCACUGCCAACAGGUCUGAGAACCAAGGACCUUUAAACAGGAAUCCUGGCUUUCCUUCACAUCAAGGUCCUCGACAGAGUGUGUUUAAUACGACUGGAGCUCUACCACAGACUCUGAAAAGAAAGACAAUGUUUCAAGAAGUAGAGUACCAUGGGGAUGGUCAGUUGCCCUUCCGUACCUCAGUCCCUGAGCGUGCAGGUUAUGCAGAGAGAAGACAGAAUGAUGGUCCAGGUGCAAGACCCAGGGAAGACGAUUAUGAUGAUUGUCCCAAUGCAGUACCAAAUGUAUUUAAAACAGCCUCUGAACAGCUAAGUAUAAACAACCAGAAGAAGUUUGGUGGUCGUGGAGGGGGUGGUGCCCCUACGCCUUCAGCUUACGGAACCAACAAGAAAUCACUGGGAAGCACCAGGAGAGGAUUAAACAGUAAGUUUGUUCCACCGGUGAUCAAUCGAGACGAGGAGGAGGCUGAAAGAGGUCACCAAGGAGCAAAGCCAGGGGUUGGUGGUAGGUCAAAGACGACUGGAGGCGGUGAGGAGGAGGUGACAGAUGAGCGAUUGAAAGGAAUCGAUCCCAAAAUGAUUGAACUCAUUGCAAAUGAGAUCAUGGAUCAUGGACCUCCAAUACAUUGGGACGACAUCGCUGGCUUGGAAUUCGCUAAGACAACUAUCAAAGAAAUUGUUGUAUGGCCGAUGCUCAGACCGGAUAUCUUCACUGGUCUCAGAGGGCCUCCCAAGGGCCUGCUUCUGUUUGGUCCUCCGGGUACUGGUAAGACUCUAAUAGGAAAAUGCAUUGCUUGUCAAUCUGGAGCAACGUUCUUUAGCAUCAGUGCAUCAUCCCUCACUUCAAAAUGGGUCGGGGAAGGAGAAAAGAUGGUGAGGGCGCUGUUUGCUGUCGCCCGAUGCAAUCAACCCGCCGUCAUCUUCAUUGAUGAAAUCGACUCGUUGCUGUCUCAGAGGUCCAAUGAUGAACAUGAAUCAUCUCGACGGAUCAAAACAGAAUUCCUGGUGCAGUUGGACGGUGCCACUACCAGUUCUGAAGACCGCCUCCUUGUAGUUGGUGCGACCAAUCGUCCUCAGGAGAUCGACGAGGCUGCACGACGGCGACUGGUCAAGCGGCUGUAUAUCCCUCUACCUGAGGCUCCGGCUAGAAAGCAGAUUGUCCAGAAUCUACUGACCCAACAGAGCUACUCGCUAACGGAGGAUGAACUGGACAUGGUGUGUUCGGAGACUGAUGGUUACUCUGGUGCUGAUAUGGCCAAUCUGUGCAGAGAGGCAGCUUUGGGUCCUAUACGAUGUAUUCAAGGAACAGAUAUUCAGUUCAUCAGUGCUGACCAGGUCCGUCCUAUAUUGUAUCAAGACUUCCAUGGUGCUCUGCAGCACAUGAGACCAAGUGUGUCCAAGUCAGAUCUGGACAUCUACCUGGAGUGGAACAAGACCUUUGGGAGUGGGGCUAGUAAAUGAACAAGUAGACUGGUACCUUGAAUAGGCAGCUUCAUAUCUACCUGGAGUGGAACAAGACCUUUGGCGGUGGGGCUAGUAAAUGAACAAAUAGACUGGUACCUUGAAUAGGCAGCUUCAUAUCUACCUGGAGUGGAACAAGACCUUUGGCAGUGGGGCUAGUAAAUGAACAAAUAGACUGGUGCCUUGAAUAGGCAGCUUCAUAUCUACCUGGAGUGGAACAAGACCUUUGGCAGUGGGGCUAGUAAAUGAACAGACUGGUGCCUUGAAUAGGCAGCUUCAUAUCUACCUGGAGUGGAACAAGACCUUUGGCAGUGGGGCUAGUAAAUGAACAAAUAGACUGGUACCUUGAAUAGGCAGCUUCAUAUCUACCUUAGGCUGUGUUUGAACUGGCGGCUACAGCUAGGGCUACAGCUAGAUUUCCGCUUCAUUAUGCGUUGAGGUUUAGGAGGUCCUCAGCAACACCCUUAGUAACAGCCGUAGUCGUAGGUGUAAACGCCAGUUCGGUUACAGCCCGAGAGUGGAACUUAAGGCAAUCGGAUGUGAGGGCUUAGAAAUAAACCUAUAGACAUUUGGAAAUGAGCCUUGCAACUGCAACAAACAUCGUCUGGCUCUUUGACUUUCCAGCUAACCUUCGCAUCUGACUCUGUCAGUGGGGAAAACUUCAAAGGAAAUUCUCACAAAUUGUUGUCAUGAUUGGGGGUUGAACAAAGACAAAUGUCAUAUUGUCGUCUCUAUACUGAUAUCUUCAGGCCUCUAGGUUAAAGUGCCUGUCACCUUUAAGGAUCUCUUGGUUGCAUUAACAGAAAGAUUUAAAAUGAAACAAUAAUAAAUACAAAUCUCUUUGAUUUGCAAAAUCGAGUGUUAUAUACUCAACUGAAGUUGCCUGUUUUGAAGCAUUAAACCACAUGUGAA
Molecule: messenger RNA, 3632 nt
Organism: Asterias rubens (European starfish)
Lineage: Eukaryota; Metazoa; Echinodermata; Asteroidea; Forcipulatida; Asteriidae
Product: fidgetin-like protein 1
Exons: 16
Coding region: 180-2720 (846 amino acids)
Molecular function (GO): ATP hydrolysis activity; microtubule severing ATPase activity; ATP binding
Source: RefSeq, a predicted model, not a curated record